AAAGUAAAUUUAAAUUCAGCUAAAUAUUUCAGAAUGUUACUCACAGACCUAAGUCUAGAGGAUAUUCUUAUACCACAAAUUUUCCCUCUUCUAUCAUAUAGAGAUUGGUUAAAUAUACGAAGUACAUCCCGAGCACUUUGCUCGAUAAUUCAAGUUUUCUUGUCGAAAAAUCGAUCUCUUCCCGUCCCAGUACAUUCAGAAUCCUUGUUAAAAGUACUAACACAAUCAGCAACAAACAUCAGAGUUCUCAACCUAGCCAAUGCAUCUUAUUUAAAAGAUGAUGUCCUACGAGCUAUUCUGCAGAAGAACCAUAAGCUAAAAUCUUUAAACUUAAGAAAUUGUACAGCACUGACACCAGGAAUACUGCAGGUGGUGAGUAUACAGUGUAAAGAGCUGCAGGUUCUACUCCUUGGAGGAUGUGGUUGGGUAAAAACAGAUGCUCUUGACUACCAUACAUUCCAUCAUAAAAGACUACUCGAGACGAAGAAUAAUCCAGUCCCACAAUCACAGGACAUGUUGGCUGUUUUGGGAAUAAUUGGACUCAGGAGCUGUGUUCAACUUAGGAAAAAGUCUCGCUAUGUUGGAAAAGACGACCUUUUCUCAAAGCUGAAUAGUCCGGAUAAAUUAAAGAAAAUUAGCCACAAGCACCUGAAGAAGAAGCCAAGAACGCGCAUUCGUUCACUAGUUGAGUUGGAUUUGUCCAACAAUGUCGAGUUGUCAGAUUUAACAUUCACCGAGUUCUUCGUGGUCUUCAACCUCAUCAGGCACCUCAAUAUCAGCAAACUUCCUCAGGUGACGGAUAUCACAAUGAAGCAUAUUGCGGAGAACCUGAAGGAACUAGAACACCUUGAUAUUAGUGAGAACAUGAAGAUUUCUGAUCGAGGGCUGUAUACUGUAGCAAAACAUUGCAGGAAACUGAGGAGUGUACGGUUAGAGCGUUGUAUCGGAAUUACGGGACUAACGAUAGAAUUCCUAGAGAAAAAUGGAAUAAGGGUACAAAAAGGACGAGGAUGCAUGUUCAACCAGCCUGAUGCUUCAAUGCUCCCCCCAAUAUGGCUGUAUCCAUCAAUCCCAUCUUUUCUCUUAGAUUCUCCGGAGAAUUCUGAAAUUAUCCCACAGGGUCAGGAUAAUGUUAGUGUAGAGAACCUACUUCAGGCGUCAUCAUCUCGUAGAUUUAACCCUGGGCGCCUCGAGACAAGGAUGGGCUUUUCCCGCCAUUACAACGCACCGGAAUCGCUGCCAGUUUCAAGGCCUCAACCCUCACCUCAGAGCGGCGAAUUCUCAGGAUUAAGUCGGUCAUCGCAACCGGCGAGUUAUUCCAGUUCAGAAGUAAACAUGACGAGUGAAGCAAAAAAUGAUAUUUUUAAACAUCCCUAGCAUGCGCGUAGUGGAGG
Messenger RNA from Eurytemora carolleeae, 1394 nucleotides. RefSeq names its product F-box/LRR-repeat protein 15. The record is from RefSeq and is a predicted model, not a curated record. Gene Ontology annotation, cellular component: SCF ubiquitin ligase complex. Bases 34 to 1377 code for a protein of 447 amino acids. Gene Ontology annotation, biological process: SCF-dependent proteasomal ubiquitin-dependent protein catabolic process. Lineage: Eukaryota; Metazoa; Arthropoda; Copepoda; Calanoida; Temoridae. The transcript is spliced from 14 exons.